CAAAGGGGGGUCACCUCUGAUGGACAACACUCCUGCUCCUCUCAAGGCAGGAGAGAGGAUGAGAGACCCCAGCCUCCUGCUAUUAUUCAUGUGAUUCGCUUCUCACUGCCCCUUCUCCUUUCCUCCGUCAGCAGCUUGCUCUCAGCCUUUGCCAGCCCCCCUCCCUCCCUUCCCCUUUCUCUCUCUCUCUCUCUCUCUCUCUCUUGCAUUCCUUGCCAGAAGCUCCCAGCUUCACUCGGAUCUCCUUGCUGGGCUGGAGUACAGAGCUAUAAGAUGCUCCAUAACAAUUCCAUGUGACUUGGGACCUUUUUUUAUUUGCUCGCCUUCAUCUCUGGUUGUGUGUGGUACCACAGCUGUAGAAUCCACCAAGGACCACACAUUUGGGAUACUUAUUAAAUACUUAUUAAAGAAGAUGUACUUGCUGGCUGUUCUUUAUGGGAAAACAACUACCUGAGGGAUUUUCCAGUAGCGCCUAUAACCUUCCCUUUAAUCACUGGCUGAAUACUGGAGUUAUUCAAGACUGUUGAAAAUUUAAACCAUUACCAAAAAUGAAGGACUUUUGUUUGCAAGGAUUUUUAAUAUGCUUGGCCAUUGUAUAUUGUAGCUAUGCCACAUCAAUAGGACGAAGUAGUAAAUCGAAGCAAUCACUUCAUGGUCACCAUGAAAAGGGUAAAGAAGGGCAAGUUCUGCACAGAUCCAAGAGAGGAUGGGUAUGGAAUCAGUUUUUUGUAAUAGAGGAAUAUACUGGACCAGAUCCUGUGCUCGUUGGACGGCUUCAUUCAGAUGUGGAUUCUGGAGAUGAAACGAUAAAGUACAUACUCUCAGGGGAAGGAGCUGGGACCAUUUUUGUUAUUGAUGACAAAUCAGGGAACAUUCAUGCAACCAAGACCCUGGAUAGGGAAGAAAGAGCUCAAUACACACUCAUGGCACAGGCAGUCGACAGAGAAACCAACAAACCUUUGGAACCACCUUCAGAGUUUAUUGUAAAAGUUCAAGAUAUAAAUGACAACCCACCUGAGUUCUUGCAAGAUAACUACCCAGCAAAUGUGCCAGAGAUGUCCAAUGUGGGGACGUCAGUUAUCCAAGUUACCGCUUCUGAUGCCGAUGACCCUACGUACGGAAACAGUGCAAAACUGGUAUACAGCAUUCUUGAAGGACAGCCGUACUUCUCAGUGGAAGCUCAAACUGGAAUUAUUAGGACAGCCCUUCCUAACAUGGACAGAGAAGCUAAGGAGGAAUAUCAUGUUGUUAUACAAGCAAAAGACAUGGGUGGUCACAUGGGAGGACUCUCAGGAACAACCAAAGUGACAAUAACUCUAACUGAUGUCAAUGACAACCCACCAAAGUUUCCUCAAAGUGCGUACCCCAUGUCUGUGUCUGAGGCUGCAGUUCCAGGUGAUGAGGUUGGAAGAAUAAAAGCCAAAGACCUGGAUAUUGGAGAGAAUGGUUUAAUCAAGUAUCGUAUUCUUGAAGGGGAUGGUGCAGAAAUAUUUGAAAUUACAACGGAUUAUCACACGCAGGAAGGUGUUGUGAAACUUAAAAAGGUGGUCGAUUAUGAAACAAAGAAGUUCUACAGUAUGAAAGUUGAAGCAUCAAAUAUCCAUAUUGAUCCACGGUUCCUUAGCCGAGGGCCAUUCAAAGACACAGCCACUGUAAAGAUCUCAGUUGAAGAUUUUGAUGAAGCUCCUCGUUUUUUGGAGCCUGGUUAUAUUUUAGAAGUAUAUGAAAAUUCUGCAGCUGAUACUGUGGUUGGCAGAGUGCAUGCUAAAGAUCCUGAUGCAGCAAACAGUCCUAUUAGGUAUUCAAUCGAUCGCCACACUGACCUUGACAGAUAUUUCAGCAUCAACCCAGAGGAUGGUAUUAUCAAAACCACGAAAGCUUUAGAUAGAGAGGAAAAUGCUUGGCACAAUAUCACCAUUGUAGCAGCUGAAGCUCAUAACCGUAUGCAUGAAGCUAGAGUUCCAGUGGCAAUCAAAAUUUUGGAUAAGAAUGACAAUGCUCCAGAGUUUGCAGAACCUUACGAAGCUUUUAUUUGUGAAAAUGCCCCGAUUAAUCAGCAUUUUCUGACAAUAACUGCUAUAGACAAAGACGAUACAGCCAAUGGACCAAGAUUUUUCUUCAGUUUUCCACUUGAAAAUGGUCAUUCAAAUCCAAAUUUUACCAUAAGAGACAACCGAGAUAACACUGCGAGCAUUCAUGUCGGCCGGGGAAUUUUCACCCGUCAGAAACAAGAUUUAUAUCUGCUGCCUAUUGUAAUAAGUGAUGGUGGAAGCCCUUCUAUGAGUAGCACUAACACAUUGUCAGUGCGGAUCUGUAGCUGUAAUAGUGAUGGAACCAUGCGGUCUUGCAAUGCAGAGCCUCUUACGCUAAGUGCUGGCCUCAGUACUGGAGCAUUAAUCGCAAUUCUUGCUUGUAUUGUGAUUUUACUAGUGAUUGUUGUUCUAUUUGUAACUCUGAGAAGAGAAAAGAAGGAGCCACUGAUUGUUUUUGAAGAGGAAGAUAUUCGUGAGAAUAUAAUAACAUAUGACGAUGAAGGAGGUGGGGAGGAAGACACUGAAGCAUUUGAUAUUGCAACCCUACAGAAUCCAGAUGGAAUUAAUGGAUUUAUACCUCGCAAAGAUAUUAAACCUGAGUUUCAGUAUACACCAAGAGAUUUUGGCAUAAGACCAGCUCCCAAUAGUGUUGAUGUUGAUGAUUUCAUCAACACAAGAAUACACGAAGCUGAUAAUGACCCAACAGCUCCUCCUUAUGAUUCCAUACAAAUCUAUGGAUAUGAAGGACGGGGCUCUGUAGCUGGGUCACUCAGUUCAUUAGAGUCAGUCUCCACAGACUCUGAUUUGGACUACGAUUAUCUACAAAACUGGGGACCUCGAUUUAAGAAACUAGCAGACUUAUAUGGCUCCAAAGACACUUGUGAAGAUGAUUCAUAACAAUGAUCUAUAUUUGGCCUUAAAAACUGUGUAAUGUACUCAACAAUCCAGAGGAAACAUUAACAGGUAUUUUUUUUAAACCUACAAGAAUGACAAAAAAAGGCUAUUUUAACCUCAGUCAGAGGUGUAGAGGCACGAUUCAUUCCAAAAGAUGAAGUCUUCACUGGUGGGACAUACUGUGAAAACCAUACAACCUUUGUAGAAGUUGUUUAUCAGUUUUCUAGAAAUAAAACCACUUGUGAAAUUCAGCCUACUCAAAGGGAAAUGCAGGAAUGCAGGAAACAUUCAUACUAUAGAGGAAUAUUUACAGUACGUAAAAAAUAAGAUGAACAUAAAACUCUUUUAUGUCAAACAAAGCUUCCACAAAUUAGAAAGGAUAACAGUUUUGAGCUGUAAUUUCGCCUUAAAUCUUGGACACUUUAAUGUAGUACAUUUUUAAACUUGAAAAAAAAAAAAUAUAAUAUUCAGCCAGCUUCAAUCCAUAUAAUGUAUGUACAGUAAAAUGUACAAUUAUAAUGUCUCUUGAGCAUCAGACUUGUUACUGCUGAUUCUUGUAAAUCGUUUUGCUUAUAAUCCCGUCUUAAACUAAUACGUGCCAGAUACGCACCUAUUUCUAUGUCAUUUUUAAUGUAUCUAUUUGUACAAUUUUAAAAUUCUUAUUUUAGUAUACAUACAAAAUAUCAGUAUUCAGACAUGUUACAGCAUCACACUUAUAUUUUAUGAACAUUGUACUGUUGCUUUAAUAUGUGCUUCAAUAUAAGAAGCAAUCUUUGAAAUAAAAAUGAACUUUUUUAUUUCUU
Bombina bombina (fire-bellied toad) is the source of this 3730-nucleotide messenger RNA. RefSeq names its product cadherin 11 (gene CDH11). Gene Ontology annotation, biological process: cell-cell junction assembly; adherens junction organization; cell morphogenesis. Lineage: Eukaryota; Metazoa; Chordata; Amphibia; Anura; Bombinatoridae. Gene Ontology annotation, molecular function: cadherin binding; calcium ion binding. Bases 549 to 2930 code for a protein of 793 amino acids. Gene Ontology annotation, cellular component: catenin complex; plasma membrane; adherens junction. The transcript is spliced from 12 exons. The record is from RefSeq and is a predicted model, not a curated record.